AUGGCAGCUGAGGGGGAUAAAAUGUUGGGAGGAAGGUUUGUUGGAAGUACAGAUCCAGUCAUGGAGAUGCUCAGCGCUUCCAUUACCACUGAUCAGAGACUGGCUGAAGUUGACAUCCAGGGGAGCAUGGCUUAUGCCAAAGCCUUGGAGAAGGCUGGGAUCCUGUCUAAAACUGAGCUGGAGAAGAUCCUGAGCGGCCUGGAAAAGAUCUCUGAGGAAUGGUCUAAAGGAGUCUUUGUGGUGACCCAAACUGAUGAGGAUAUCCACACUGCCAACGAACGCAGACUAGGAAGAAGCAGGAAUGAUCAGGUUGUGACUGACCUGAAGCUGUUCAUGAAGAAUUCCCUCUCUGUCAUCUCCACUCACCUCCUGCAGCUCAUUAAGACCCUGGUGGAACGCGCUGCCAUAGAAAUCGAUGUUAUCUUGCCCGGCUACACCCACCUGCAGAAAGCUCAGCCCAUCAGAUGGAGCCAGUUCUUGCUCAGCCAUGCUGUUGCUCUGACCCGCGAUUCUGAGCGCCUGGGAGAGCUGAAGAAGAGGAUCAAUGUCUUGCCUUUGGGAAGCGGUGCUCUGGCUGGAAACCCUCUGGAAAUUGAUAGAGAGCUUCUGCGUAGUGAGCUGGACUUUGCUUCCAUCAGCCUGAACAGCAUGGAUGCCGUAAGCGAGAGAGACUUUGUCGUGGAGUUCCUCUCUGUUGCCACCCUCCUCAUGAUCCACCUUAGCAAGAUGGCUGAAGAUCUCAUCAUCUACAGUACCAGCGAAUUUGGCUUUGUAACCCUCUCUGAUGCUUACAGAACAUCAUCUGUGGACUUCUCUCCUCCGUGGUCAGCAAAUUUCCACAAAACCUACAGGAACCCAGUAGUCUGUGAUCACAAACCUCUGUCAAGCGCGGUUGAUUUUGGCCAGGAGGUUCCAAAGAUGCCAUUCAGACAAGCCCACACUGCCUCUGGGAAGGCCGUCCACCUCGCUGAGUCUAAGGGCACCACCAUCAACAAUCUCAGCCUGGAUGACCUGAAGAGCAUCAGCCCCCUGUUUGGCAGCGACGUCUCCCAGGUCUUCAACGUUGUCAACAGCGUGGAGCAGUACACGGCCAUGGGUGGUACCGCCAAGAGCAGCGUGACUACCCAGAUCGAGCAGCUGAGGGAGCUGCUGAAGAAGCUGAAGGAACAAAUGCCAUUCAGACAAGCCCACACUGCCUCUGGGAAGGCCGUCCACCUCGCUGAGUCUAAGGGCACCACCAUCAACAAUCUCAGCCUGGAUGACCUGAAGAGCAUCAGCCCCCUGUUUGGCAGCGACGUCUCCCAGGUCUUCAACGUUGUCAACAGCGUGGAGCAGUACACGGCCAUGGGUGGUACCGCCAAGAGCAGCGUGACUACCCAGAUCGAGCAGCUGAGGGAGCUGCUGAAGAAGCUGAAGGAACAAGCUUAGAGUGUGGGGAGAUAUCCCGUGGAUGCAGCGUUGUGCCUAUCACACUAAUCUGGAGUUAAUAAACACUGGGGUGUAUGUAGUUCACUGAAA
Messenger RNA from Charadrius vociferus (killdeer), 1518 nucleotides. Its product is annotated as argininosuccinate lyase-like. The record is from RefSeq and is a predicted model, not a curated record. Gene Ontology annotation, molecular function: argininosuccinate lyase activity. Lineage: Eukaryota; Metazoa; Chordata; Aves; Charadriiformes; Charadriidae. Gene Ontology annotation, cellular component: cytosol. The coding region runs from base 1 to 1428 and encodes 475 amino acids. The transcript is spliced from 14 exons.